Molecule: messenger RNA, 2404 nt
Organism: Argiope bruennichi
Lineage: Eukaryota; Metazoa; Arthropoda; Arachnida; Araneae; Araneidae
Product: chitin deacetylase 1-like
Exons: 5
Coding region: 147-1640 (497 amino acids)
Biological process (GO): carbohydrate metabolic process
Cellular component (GO): extracellular region
Molecular function (GO): chitin binding
Source: RefSeq, a predicted model, not a curated record
GUCAGGAGGAUAAAGAAAAGUUACCCUCGGGCUUCAGGCGAAGCAGGUUUGGUGGCAUUCGAACAUUCUCUUUCCAUUUCCUCGCUAUCAAAAGAUUCAGUCUCCGGAUUUCGUUCGUGUGAGGCUAAAGACUCGAGAAAUCCAAAAUGAACAGUGUUGGUGAUAUGAUGAGGUGUUUGGGCCUGCUUUUAGUAGUUUUCGUUGUUAUACAAGAGGAGUGCCUUGCUUCCAGCAUUCACCGCAGAAAGAAGAGAGAGGACACUGAUUUUGAGUGCCCCAAGCCGGACGGUCUCUUCGCCGAUCCCGAAACCUGCAAGAAGUUCUACACCUGCGCUGGCAACUACCCUUUCGCCCAGAACUGUCCCUCAUCCCUCUACUUCGACGACGUCAGGAAGUUCUGCACGAGGAAGACGAAGCAACUCGUCUGCGGACCCGUCGAGACGCCCGAAGUUGAACCAACUGAACCACCAACACCUGAUCCAUUGUCUGCGCCGCCAUGUGACACGUCCGCCUGUGUCUUACCAGACUGCUUCUGCAGCUCUGACGGAACACUCAUUCCAGGUGGCCUCGAACCCACCGAGACCCCGCAGAUGAUCCUGUUAUCAUUCGACGGUGCUGUCAACUCUCUGAACUUCGAUCUGUACAAGAAAUUGUUGACCAAGACUAGGACCAAUCCGAACGGGUGCCCCAUCAAGGGAACGUUCUUUGUGAGCCAUGAAUACAAUAGUCAUUUCCAUGUACAGAAAUUCUAUUCGGAAGGUCAUGAAAUAGCUAUACAUUCCAUCUCUAAUCGUUCUCCUGAGGAAUGGUGGGCCAAGGGCAGCUACGAAGAUUAUGCCGAGGAAAUGGUUGGACAGCGCGAAAUCCUUCACAAAUUCGCUAACAUUUCUCGCGAUUCUCUUCUGGGCAUGCGCGUUCCCUACCUACACCCUGGUGGCAACGCCAUGAUGAACGUCGCUUAUGACUACGACUUUGUGUACGACUCAUCUAUCAUCGCACCGAUGUCCUACACACCCAUCUGGCCCUAUACUCUCGAUUACAAGAUUCCUCACAAGUGCAUGCAAGGUACAUGCCCCACACGCUCCUUCCCUGGACUCUGGGAAAUCCCCCUCAAUACCUUAUUCAGCAAUGACGGAACUGGUGGUAUGUGUUCAUUGGCUGACCAGUGCGUCUUCCAAGAGAAUGAUGACGAAUCUGUGGAGCAAUUCUUAAAGGAUAACUUCAACAGGCACUACAAUGUCAACAGGGCUCCAUUGGGUCUGUAUUUCCACGUAAACUGGUUCAACGAUAGAAACAAGACAGCCGUUCUCCUCAAUUUUAUCGACGACAUCAGGACCAAACAUCGGGAUGUCUGGUUCGUUACCAUGCAAGAGUUAGUGUCUUGGAUGAGAAACCCCACCAAAGUCUCUAACCUCAAUUCCUUUGCACCAUGGGCUUGUGAAAAAAGAGAGAGCUCUUGCAAUAUUCCUAAGAACUGUGAGGUUCAGCUGCAUCUUGACGGUUACGUUGAAACUCGGUACAUGCAGACCUGCGCAAAGUGUCCCGUCAAGUACCCAUGGGUUGGAAACUUCGAGGGAGCAGCUGAAGGUGUCAAAAUUAUGGAUCUGACCCGUGAUGCAGAACCUGAGUCGGAUUCUUAGACAGGAUGAUGACUCGAAAAGCAACUGCAAGUAUCGUUCUCUGUCAGGUGCUUCCAAAAUUGCAGCAAGACAUGAAGUGUCUGCUCUGGUCUUAGAGGAUGGAUUUUUGACAUCUAAAUGGCUUUGGCGAAGGUUGAAAAAAACAUGCUUGCAUUGUUUUUACAGUAAAACAGCUUUAACUGCAGUAUUUGAGCACCACCUGCAGCUUUAUUUUAAUUCAAAUACAAGUCUAACUAUACAUUACAUGCUUCAUCACUUACAAAUUUGUAAAAAAAAAAAAAAAAAAAAAAAUUUAUAUGUUUUUUAUUAAGAUAUUUAAAAUAAUAUCUUAUAGUGAAAAUGUAUUUUGGUCCCCAUCGAAGAUGAAUCCAAAUCCUGCAAAAAAUUCAAUAGGUGUUUUAAGAUAUUGAACUUUAUAAUUAGCAAUAUACUCAUAAAUUAUCUCUAAUUUUUUUAAUAAAUAAUUUUACUUAUUUAAUUAUAUUUAAAAGUACUGAAAAACUAAAAAAAGUCUCGCAAUAAAAAGUAAAGCUUCUGCUGCAAGAAUACUUAAGCAUCAUUUCUCAAGGUAAGCGAGACCAGGAAUUAUGGCGUUUUAUACAUUUAUUACAGAAUUAUAAAUGUUAAAAUAAAAUGUUAUAAUAUUGUUUUGAUUUUUGUAAAACUGUUUUGUAUCUCAUUCUGGGAAUGAAGAAUAUAUUCUUAAAUGCAUUAUAUAUAUUAUAGGUGACUGAUUUGUAAAAUAAACGAUCUUUUGAUUGAUA